AUGGGUCGUCGAAUUGUCUUCGGUGGCUGUCACUCAAUAGAACGGAAAUUGGCGACUUUGCGGCUCUCCAAUGGUUGUCACCCGACAGAGGAGCUUGAUGGAGGUGGGGCGUGUGUUAGGGAGCUUCAUCCUCAAGUUUGCGCAGCAAGAGGAGGCUCUUCAUCGCAUCCGGCACGCUCUCAAGAGGUGGCGACUUAUCUCUUGGCGGAUCGUCCUCUUCCCAAUGACGGCUUGUUUGUCGAUAAAUUGGAGAUGCUUUUCUCAAUGGAUUCACGAUCCUUUUAUCAUGAAUCAUUCAACAAUUUUAGUAACAAUACUUUAUAAAUCACGUUGAUGAGAUUUUUGCCGAUGAUCUAGUGAUUUUGGCAGCUUGACGUGACUUAAUCAUUGUAUAGUAAAUCACACAAAUUAAAAAUUUAUAAAACUAAAAAAUAGUAAUAUUUUUGGAUAUUUAGAAGUAUUUCUAAAUAAAUAUAUCAAUUAAAAUUUAUUAAAACUUCCAAAAAUAACAAUAAUUUUCCAAGUCGAUCACAGGGAUGUAAUAUAAUAUCUGGUAAUUAUUCAGAAUUUUCAGCAAAUAAUACUAUUUUCUAUGAAUUUUAUACUAAGAAAUGAAAAAGAAAUAUAUUUAAAAUUUACGAAAAAAAGAAAAUAAGGGUGUGGACAUCAUGAUGACAUCAGCACCCGACGAAUGCAAAUCAGACAGAAACAGAGUUCCACCCGACAAUUCUUACGUAAACGAUUAUAGAUGAUUUAAUUGAUCAAAUUAAGAUAUGUAAAAGCCAGAAGAAGCAUAAUGAAAUGAAAUAUAUCUUGGUAAAUUUAAAAUAAAAAAAUUAUCACUAAAUGAAACGGAAAUUAAGUUGAAAGUGGUAAAACAGUGUUUCGACGUUGCGGCGGUGAUGCGUUGGCAAUGCAUCAAAAUCUUGAGCAUUUAGGAGGAUUGUCGUGUGGUGUCCACGGCCUCAAAGGCUCUCCUUAGACAAAGACAACAUGGGCAAUUUCUAGAUCUCCUUGCAAAGUCUAGAGAUCAAUGAAAUGGGUCGUCGAAUCGUCUCCGACGACUGUCACCUGGCGGAGCGAAAAAAUGGUAACUUUGUGGCUCUCCGGCGGUUGUCACCCAAUGGAGAGGAGCUGGAUGGAGGUGGGGCGCGUGUUAGGGAGCUUCAUCCUCAGGUCUACAUAGCAAGAGGAGGCUCUUCAUCGCAUCCAGUACGCUCUUAGGAGGUGGCGACUCGUCUCUCGGCGGAUCAUCCUCUUCCUGACAACGGCUUGUUCGUCAAUCAAUUGAAGAUGCUUUACUCGAUGGAUUCACGAUCUUUUUAUCACGAAUCGUUCAACAAUUUUAGUAACAAUACUCUACGAAUCGCGUUGACGAGAUUUUCGCUGAUGAUCUAACGAUUCUAGUUGCUUAAUCCUUCACCGGCGAUCUGUAGGAAAGCCACGAUAAUCAGAUAAAAAAUAUGAAUUUUGGCUCUAGGAAGAUUCGAACCCGUGCUGGUUGCUCACCCUUUCUGGGGAAGGUGACGCGGAUUUAGUCCCACAUUGGUUGUGCGCCGACAUUUCUGGUGAAUAUAUAGUAAUAUUACAUUUCUGAUCAAGUCCCUUUCUCACGUGUGUACGACCACUCCUUGCCCCAUAGCCGGUUGGCCACCGGUGACGUAGAUGGAGGGUGACACACAUGUGCCCUAUCGGUCCAAGCUGCUCGAGCCCUUGUUCGCAGCUAGUCCCCAACUGUGCUUCUGACCCGCUUGCGGGCCCAACUGGCCAGUAGGUCCCCCCCAUUUUGUCUUUUUUUUCUUUUAUUUCUUUUUCUUUAUUUAUCUCAAAAGUAAGACUAUAAAAAUCAUAUAAAUUCGUAUAAAAUCAUAUAAUUACCCAAAAAUUCAUAUUAAUCAACUGAAACCACUUUUCACACUUUAACAUAAAUAUAAGUCUAUUUAUCAUGAGUUAAGGCUAAAACUAUAUUAUUUAUUAAUUAUUAACUCAUGAUAAUGAAGACUUAUCACAACUUAAUCCUUCACUAGCGAUCUGUAGGAAAGUUGUGACAAUUAGAUAAAAAAAUAUGAGUUUUGACUCUAGGAGGAUUCAAACUCGCACCAGUUGCCUACCUAUAUGAGAGAGAUUGACAUAAGUACUCUAAUGCCCUUAUCAAAUGACGUCAUCAUAGUAUAUCUUUGUUAUAAAUAAGGGGUCUUUUAGGUAUUUAAAUCAUCGAACCCUUUUUGGGGAAGGUGUGAUGCGGGUUUAGUCCCACAUCACUUGUGCGUCAAAGUUUCAGGCAAAUAUAUAGUAAUAUUAUAUUUACAAACAAGUACCUUUCUCGCGUGUGUAUGACUACUCCUUGCCCCACAGCCGGUUGGCCACCAAUGACGUAGAAGGGGAGUGGUGCACACGUGCCCCAAUCGGUCCUAGUUGCUUGAGCCAUUUAUUUUUUUGAACUCUUUUGAUGGCUUAUCUACAUGAGAGAGUAUAAAACUAUCAAAGUCCAUUUAAGAAUACUAGAGGAUUUAUUUCAAGGUUAGUUUAAAUGUAUAAAUGGAAAUAAUAUCAUAAUCAUAAGUUACUUAUAUUAAUUUAAUCAUGUAUAUAUCUUUUUUAUCAAAGGGUGAUCCUUUAAUGGAUAUUUGAUCAAUGAUCAAGUGUUUCUUUCAUGAAGAAUCAUUGGAUCUCAAUAAUUAACACCUUGAAUCAAUAAAUAUAACUCAUAUGAUAUUACACAACACAUUGAAUAAUUAAUUUAACUUAAUGGCAUAUAUAAAUAACUCUCAAUAUUUAAUAAAUAAUUUUUCACUUGUAACAUCAAAACCAAGGGGAUUGAUUAGUCUUCAUUAUCAUGAGUUAAUAAUUAGUAAAUAAUAUAGUUUUAGCCUUAACUCAUGAUAAAUAGACUUAUAUUUGUGUUAAAGUGUGAAAAGUGGUUUUUAGUUGAUUAACGUGAAUUUUUGGGUAAUUAUGUGAUUUUAUAUGAUUUUUACAGUCUUACUUUUGAGAUAAAUAAAGAACAAGAAAUAAAAAUAAAAAUAUUGCAAAAUGGGGGGACCUCGUCGGCCAGUUGGGCCCACAAGCAGGUCGGAAGCUCAGUUGGGGAGUAGCUGCAAGCAAGGGCUCGAGCGGCUUAGACCGAUAGGGGCACGUGUGCGCCACUCCCCUUCCACGUCACCAGUGGCCAGCUGGCUGUGGGGCAAGGAGUGGUCGUACACGCGAGAGAAGGUACUUUGCUUACAAAUCUAACAUUACUAUAUAUUCGCCCAAAAAAUCGGCGCACAACUGAUGUGGGACUAAACCCGCGUCACACCUUCCUCAGAAGAGGUGGGCGACCGGCGCGGGUUCGAGUCCUUCUAGAGUCAAAAGUCAAAUAUUUUUAUCUGAUCAUCGUGACUUUCCUGCAGAUCGCCGGUGAAGGACUAAGCAACCAGAAUCGCUGGAUCAUCGGCAAAAAUCUCGUCAAUGCGAUUCGCGGAGCAUUGCUACUAAAAUUGCUAAAGGAUUUGCAAUAAAAGGAUCGUGAAUCCAUCGAGUAAAUCAUCUUCGAUUGAUCGAUGAACAAGCCGUCGUCGAGAAGAGGACGAUCUGCCAAAAGACGAGUCGCCACUUCUUGAGAGCGUACUAGAUGCGAUGAAGAGCCUCCUCUUGCUACCCGGACCUAAGGAUGAAGCUCCUUGACAUGCGCCCCACCUCCAUCCAGCUCUUCUCUGUUGGGUGACAGCCGCUGGAGAGCCGCAAAGUCACCGUUUUUCCGCUCCGCUGGGUGACAGCUGCCGGAGAUGACUCGACGACCCAUUUUAUUAAUCUCUAGACUUCGCAAGGAGAUCUAGAGAUUGCCCACGUCAUCUUUGUCUAAGGAGAUCCUUCGAGGCUGUGGACACUACACGACGAUCUUCCUAAACGCUCAGGAUUCCGGUGCAUUGCCGACGCAUUGCCGUCACGACAUUGGAACUCUGUUUUCCUGCUUUCAACUUACUUUACGCUUCAUUUAGUGAUAGUUUUUGUGAUUUUAAUUUACCAAAAUAUACUUUGUUCUAUUACAAUUUUUCCGGCUUUUACAAAUCUUAAUUUGAUCAAUUAAAUCGUCUGUAAUCGCUUACGUAAAAAUCACCAGGCGAAACUCUGUUUCUGCCCGAUUUGCGUUCGCCGGGCGCUGACGUCAUCCUGAUGUCCGCACCCUUAUUUCCCUUUUUGUGAAUUUUAAAUAUAUUUCCUUUUCAUUUCCUACUAUAAAUUUCAUAGAAACUCGUAUUCAUUGAGAAAAUUUUUGAAUAAUUACCAAAUAUUAUAUUACAUUCCUAUGAUCGACUUGGAAAAUUACCACUAUUUUUAAAAAUUUUAUUGAAUUAUAAUUGAUAUAUUUAUUCAAAAAUACUUCUAAAUAUCUGAAAAUUCGUAUUUUCUAGUUUUAUAAAUUUUAGAUUUGUGUGAUUUAAUAUAUAAUGACUGAGUCAUGUUAGGGAUCAACAAGUUUCUUUUAAAAAACUAUCAAUCAACAAUUGUUACAAUCCAAAAAAACCCUAUUCAAGAAUAACGACCUUGAUGGUCUUUUAAACACAUCAUAGAGAUAAAAGUAUUCCAAAAUAUUUAAUAUGAUACUUGAGAUAUUUUGAUAAUCUCUGGAAAGGUUGAUAAAGUAGUAAUCUCACAAUUUAAAAGAGUUUAAUUAGAUGCAGAAUCUCAUUUCCAUGGAAGCAAUUAUUUAUUUGCUUCUUUCUAGAUUUUGCAUAUGCCAGCUCUAAUAAAUUGACAAUUGAAAUUCUUCCCAGUGUUCGCAACUUAGUGUAUUAGACAGAAUUUGUGCAUUAUGUUGUACUUGUGGUGUGCAAGUUUUGAAACAUGCAAUCUGUAGUGGUCCAAUAAAAAACUAGACUAAAAGCAUAUUAUUCAAGAAACCCUAUUAUUAUCUCAAUCCUAAAGUCUCAAUAUCAAUAUUUUUCAGUAGUAGUCUUUUAUUACAUGUUUCACAUCAUAUAAAAAGUAUAAAGUUGAUAUCAAUUUUCUUCUACUUCAAAGAUGAAAAUCAAUUCCUCAUUUAAAACUACAAAUAUUUUAUAGACCUCAAAAAAGACAGGUCUUUCUGAGGUCUAUGACUACAUUAAAUAAUUAGUUACUCAAGUGGAUGUUAAAUAUUUCGAGAAUCUUUGCAUCCUUGGCCAAGAAGAUCAAUGAAAAUUUAAGAACUUAAAUCAUCGGAAAAUUUCAUGUCAUGUUGAAAUUUUGAAAAAUACCUAAAGACUGUUCAAAACUUACUAUUCAAUAACAAAGAACGUUGACCAACUCCCUAAGCCAACUAUCAACUGCAUUCUAGGAAGUUUCCUCAUAUCCAGGCUCUUCUAUCGACUAUUGCCUUGUAUCAUCUUCUUCAUUGCAAAAUUAUCCAUCACGAUGGCGUUAUUGUUUGUAAUGCUGGCCUCCUGUUAAACCCCCCCUUUAGCUUGUAGCCCAACUUUGGUCAAUUGACUUUUGGUAGGUCUUAGCUUACCCGAACAUGGAUGUACCCUUGACUUUAUGAGAACUCUUCCCUCGAAUUCAUGCAAGUGAGACUAGGGACUGAUAUUAACCGGUAACAAACGAAAACGUCCCUUGGUAUAGGUGCGAGAACUACUCUUAUAAAGUGUAAUUUACCAUCUUUUACCAUUUAAUGUUGACGCAAUUAUUUUAUUAAAUUCUCCUGUAGGAAAAUGUGGACAAAAAGUUAAUAUCAAAAUUUAAAACUUUUAGGUCAUUCAGCUCAAAAGUUAAUUGCCAAUGGUUAAUGCUCAACCAUCUAGAGAACUUAGUUUUAGUCAUAUUUUAUAAGUCAGAAAUUGUAGAACGAGACAUUUUUAAGGGAUCAUGUGAUAUGAAUUAUGAGAGAUGAUUAUAUCCUUACGAAAAAGAAACUAGAGAGACAGAUACUUGUAGGCAUAUACUUUUCACAUAGUUUAAAAACUCUAGAUUAAAGAGAGCACUUAGUAGUUACCAAGUAUGCUACAUAGUAGAGUGGAAAACUACAAACCAAAAACCUUUCUUUCUAAGUUUAUUGCCAAGAAAAAGGAAACAUCUCAUUCAACCUGACUUGCGUCAAAUUCGGUUUUGAAGUUUGCUUACAGUAGAUUUAAUAAUGAACUUGAUGAUAUAUGAAAAUUAUUGGAUCAUUUAACAAUAAUUGCCAACUAUAUAUCGACGAAAGUAUAAAGUUUUAACUUGGUGACAUGUGGGUAUCUCAAUUUUUUUCCGUGAUUGACCUUUUGAUAGGUUAUUUUAUCAGUGACUACCGAUUUUAAUUCCCGAAAAAAACUCAUACUGUGGAACAGGAACAGUCUCUCUCUCUCAUGGGUUCCCUCAAGUUCGCUUUUGGAUAUAUGCCCAACGGACACGGCAUGGGGGAAGAUAUGUCCCAUCAUCAAGACGUACGCCGUCAGUUUCUUUUCCGUCGAGGUCCAUUUGCUGACCACAGCACCGGUAUCCAUUGUUGACUAACAAAAUGUACAGUUUUAGGACCACAGACCGGUAUAUAGACGACUCGAAAUGGAAGAUUUACAACUACGGAGAGAGGGAAGCGGACAAGAGACAGACAGACGGACAGAGAGGAGGCACGGAGACAAGGGAGAAGGAGAGCGAGAAGGAGAAACAGAGAGGGAGAGAGAGUGAGAGACGGGACAGAGAGAGAGAGAGAGAAAUGAGUCUAGUUCGAUUCCUGCUCCUACUGCAGCUGGUGUUCACAGCUGCACCCCAGACUACGAGAGCUUUCAACACCGCACGCCGGUCCUGCAGAGACAAGUGCGGCAAGAUCGAUAUCCCCUACCCGUUUGGCAUAUGAGACGGGUGCUACGCUGCGGAAUACGGCAACUUUGGUAUAACCUGCGAUGAGACAUCCAACCCUCCGAAACCCAUUCUCAUCACCGACCCCCCGCUCGAGAUCAUUAAGAUCGACAUCACCCAAGGCACGCUGACAGUCAAGGGAUACGUCGGUCAUCAGUGUUUCUUCCAGAACGGAUCAACCAGCACUAGGCACCUCUCCUAUAAUUUCGGCUCACUACCUUACACCUUCUCGAAAACAAGAAACACCUUCAUGGUAGUCGGCUGCGACACCCAGGCGUUCGUCCAUUUCAAAGAAGGUGCCGCCGGCUGCUUGACUUAUUCCACCAGCUCGAAGGCUCUGAGGGAAAGCGGCUGUAAGGGAUUGGGAUCUCGAUGGGGAUUGGGCUGCUGCACGUCAGAGAUCCCCAACGGCCUCAAGUCUCUGGAGGCGAAUAUCAGCAGAUUUGCUAACUACGCCAACUCCCUAGCCUCCGACCAUUGUGGCUUCGCGUUCUUGGCGUCGGGGUAUAGCUACGAUUUUCCCCCCUCUGAUCUCGAUGACAGAAAAUUGGCCGACGCGGAUGUACCCAUAGAGCUCGAUUGGUCAAUCGGGAACCAGACCUACGAUGAAGCCGAGAGAAAUUCUGCCAGGGGAUACGCCUGCCCCAGCAAUAACAGUAGAUGCUAUGGUCGGUAUGAGGGCCGCGUCGGAUACCUCUGUCGCUGCUCCAGCUACAACGGCAAUCCUUAUCUGGAGAGCGGCUGCGAAGGUAUAGCGACUGCGGGCUCCACGACGACCUGCCUCUAUUUUACCCAUAUUGCUCAGACAUGAAUUUCUUUUAUUUUCUUUUAUAUAUAAUAUUAGGAAGAUGUACUUAGGUUAUGAUUCAAUUCUUCAAGAUUUGAAAUAUAGAAACUUUGCUGGAGUUUACUUUUCGAAUGAUCGGGUUUAGAAAUUUCAGUUUACCUUGCCGGAUCUCGGCCGCUCCGAGCCAGCACAGGUAAGAGUUCAUGAAAAACGGGCGUUGGGCCCCUGGAUUCAUAAGAAAGGGCCCCAGGUUGAACCCUCGAAGAUUGGACACGACCCAAAUUAAGACCUGACUGAGCAGGCUUUCACGCAAUGUUUUGAGGCGUUAAUUUUCAGAAAAUGUGGGAUUUUGACAAUAUUGAUGAAGUCUCUGCGAGUAAAGUUUCCAUUUUUAGCUCACAAUCACAUUUCACGGGUUAGAAUCGGUGAAUCCUUGGAAAGUUUGAUAUCUUUACGUUUUCAAGCAAACUGACUAUGGUUUCGCGUCUGCUUUCCGUCUGAAUAGCUGUAGGGAGCCUAAAAGUCAGCACUACCUUCUUCCGGGUUGAUAUUCCGCCACUCUGGCUUAUUAUUGGUGCGUUGAAUCGUCUCCCCGAGCUCUUAAACUCCAAGAAAACGGGGGUCAUAUUCUCGCCGGGACCACGUGUUUUUGCUGGGUAUUUCAAAAGAGAAAAGUCGUCAAGCAGAGGAAAAAGUUUGCGGAACUCAAAAGAAGGAUGUUCGAGCAGAAUGGGGGCCUCGUGCUGCAGGAGCAUAUCUCAUCUCAGCCGGGAAACACCUUCAAGAUAUUCAGCGAAUCGGAGCUGGUCAAGGCCACUGACGGUUUCCACGACGACCGAAUAAUCGGGCGAGGAGGCUACGGCGUGGUCUAAAUGGACCGACUGGAGGGCGGGGUGCUUGUUGCCAUCAAGAAGUCCAGAAUCAUGGACGAGAGGGAGAGCAAGGAGUUCGCCAGGGAGAUGGCCAUCCUCUCCCAGAUCAACCACUUCAACGUGGUCAAGAUCCUGGGCUGCUGCCUCGAAGUGGAGGUCCCCAUGCUUGUUUACGAAUUCGUCCCGGGCGGCACGCUCUUCGGCUUAAUCCACCGCCGGAGGAGCGGAGAGCCGAUCGCCCUGGCAACCCGCCUGAGGAUUGCUUCAGAGAUCUCCUAAGCUCUGGCGUACUUGCACUCGUACGCUUCACCCCCGAUAUUCCACAAGGACGUCAAGACGUCCAACAUUCUUCUGGACGGGAACUGCCGGGCAAAGGUCUCCGACUUCGGGGCUUCAGCAGUAGCUCCGGCCGACGAGGCGGAGGUGGCGACAGUGGUGCAUGGAACCUGCGGCUACCUCGACCCGGAGUACCUGCAGACGUAUCAGUUCACGGAGAAGAGCGACGUCUACAUCUUUGGCGUGGUGCUGGUGGAGCUGCUGACCGGGAGAAAGCCAUUUCAGGCCCAAGAUGCCGGAGAUCACCGGGGUCUGGCUAUGACCUUCGUGUCCUAUUUCCGGCAUGACAGGUUGGCGGAGAUUCUGGACGCUGACGUUCUUCAGGAUGAUCAGAUGGAGAGGCUAGUUGAUAUCGCUGAGCUAGCAUGCCGGUGUCUGAGCAUGAGGGGGUUCGACCGCCCAACUAUGAAAGAAGUCACUAUAGCUCUGCAUGCAAUGGGCGGCCUACCAUGGGAGAACCCUUCGCUUACCCCAUACACUCCGGAGGGAACUGAUAACCAGUUGGGCCAAGGUCAGUCGACGGCGUACGGGAACAUGUAUUCUGGUAUCCCGGAUGACAGUGCCGUUCUUGGGAUCAAAACAGGGCAUUGAGAUGAUGUUAUAUUCCUCCCCUGUACCUCCAUCACUGGGAACCGACGACGAACCACAUAAGGUUCCAUUAUAUUAAACUAUGAUCUACAUUGCCAUAUACCUAUUUAUAGCAUGGUGUGAAUCAAGCAUGAUUGUUCAUGGACUAGAAUAGGAAGAAAAAGUUUUUACGGAUGUGAAAGGCUGGAAAUAUCGCAUUGUGCUUGCCGGAAUGGUAUCUACCAAACUUAAACUUUUAAAUAAGAGAUUUCUGAGAAAAAGGACAAGACAAAACUUUACCAGAAAUUUAUACAAUUGUGAUUUAAAAAUAAAACCAGUCUAGUAGUUUCUUGCAAAGAAUUCUUUUCAACGCAUGUAAAAUACAGAUGAACAUCAAGUCGUAAAUGCCCUUCACAUUAUAUCCUUGACUUAUACGAGAGGUAGGUGAGAUGAAUCUUCAAAUACAAAUGAUGUAUUAUGCCUUACGGUUUUGGGAGUGUAAAUAGCUUUGAUCAUGAAAAGGUGGAUAGAAGGGUAAAACGAGAACGUUAGCAAGGUAAAAAUUUAUCCCGUUGUGAUCUUAAAUCAUUGAAGAUGAAAAUGUCUCUUUAACAAAGAAAAAUACUUGAGGGGUAAAAUUAUCUCUAUCAGAAAUUUUUUAAAUACAGGUUUCUAUCACUAAUAUAGGCGAACAGGAUACAAGUUCAUGAAAAGUGAAAUUUUUCGAAUUGGUAAAAUUUUAAAUUUUAUUUGAUAAUUUAUCAAACAUAAAUUGAUUUGUACACGUGACAACAAAUGACUUGACAUCUAGCCAUUGAAAAUAUCUUUUGGAUGUUCCAAAACCCUAAGUAUAAAGAGUGGACAUAGACCCACAUUAAAACCACCAAAAAAGAAGUGGAAUCUAGUUGCUACUCAAGUAUUCAAGUUUCCUCACAGGAAUGGCUUAUACCAUAUCAAGAAAAAGAGCUUUACACAAGGAAGUUGUGGGCUGAAAUGUGAAAUAAAUGGUAACCCAUUCAAACUGUGUAAUUUGACUAAAAUAGUAAUUUGUUCAUUUGAGUAGAGCCAUUACUCAUUUGACAUGAACCAAGAAAAAAUCAUCAAUCUAGGAGGGAUUAAAAAUGUGAUAAUUUUGUUUUUGUGGACCUAGAGUUGUAAAUCUAGAAGGGAUUAAUAGGGUGCUAGUCAUGUUGGGCAAAGGUAGAGUCAUGAGCAUUGAAGAUGGUUGAUCAACACAUAGUCAUUGAAUUUUGACAAUUAUAACAGAACUUAGAAGAUGAAAAUUAGCUUUAAAUUUAUUGUGAGUUUAGGUCAAUCCUCAGGGAUGACUUUCAAAUUCAUAAUAUCAAAUUCCAUUCUCAGAUACUAAUUGCCAUAAAAGGAACUAUGAAAAAAGGUUUUCUCUAAUUCCUAGUCACUGUUGCCACAUCUUCACUAGUAAGAAGAUAGUAGCAAGGAAAGUGCAUGGAGAAGUGAGGAAAAAGAAGAGAAGAAGAGGGGAGAGAAUAGGCAAUGUGUAAACAACAUUCAACAUUGGAACUGAAGUCAUGGACAUCACUCCUGCAGUAAGAAAACAAAUUUCAAGACGAACUGAAAAUGAACAUGCCCUAUUUGCCAACCAAGGAUGAAAAUAAAACUGCUAAAACUAACUUCACGCACAAAACUAACUAGAAACAUAAAUCAGUAGGCCAACAGUCUAACCCCACCACAUGUCUGUCACUCACAUGGCUAGUCUAGUGAAAACAACGAAAAUGAAACACAAAUUGGACGAAAUAAGCUUAGUUAAUUAGUCCCCUUGUCCGUUGCCCUCCGUCAGUCACCCAGAGGGCAGUCUGUCUAUUGCUGCUGUGCUCAGCCAGCCAUGGAGUUGCUCCAUCCACCACCACCAUGCUCAGCCUGCUGUGGACGCCGCCAUGCUCACCUUUGUUGUGAUGCCCUUCUGCCCCCUAGCCCUGUCGUGGUCUCUUCUCUCUCUCUCUCCCCCCCACCCUACGAAGUCUCAAUGAUGGGCCUCCAUAUUAGGCCUGAUAUCAUUAUCCCAUUAACAUCUCCGACUUAAGCUUUUAUGAUGGGCUUUCAUAUAGGGCUUGGUAUCAUUGGCCUAUUAACAUCUUACUACCCUACAUAAAUUUACAUAAGUCCAUGGGUUUUUUUUCCUAUAUUUAAUUUUCAUCAUUUUCCUGUCAAUUAAAAAAUAUUUCUCAAGACUAUAUGUUGUGAAUAGUCAUCUUAGGAUAUAAGUUAAAUCGUCAAAUGGUCAUUUCUAAAAAAUAAUAUGUUGGUCCAACAAGAACUCAUGAAACAUGUUAUUAAAUCUAGUUGAUCUUUUCUAUUCAAUUUGAUUUCAUUUGAACUUAGUUAAUGUGGUAUUUAGUAUCAUUCUUCUUCAAUUAUUAUAUAAAAAUUAGGUAUUAACAACGGUUUUAGGGAAAAAUAAUAAGACUUGGCUAUCAUUGUUAACUCUAAUGAUAAGCUUAUUGAAAUUUUCUUUUUAGUAAAGUCAAAGAUUUAGUCAAAGAAAAGACACUGUCCUCUUAGUGUGGAGUAGGUCAAGUCGACCACACCAUAAAUUUGUAUGACUAGAUUGAAAAAGAAUCAAGAAUUCAAUAGAAACUACUAAAAGACUGAUUCACCCCCCUAGUUUCUAGUGCUAAUUUAGCAAGUGGCAUUAAAGCUAGUGACAUGACUUAGUCGUUGUAUAGUAAAUCACAUAAAUUUAAAAUUUAUAAAACUAGAAAAUACAAAUUUUCAAAUAUUUACAAGUAUUGCUGAAUAAAUAUAUCAAUUAUAAUUUAAUAAAAAUUUCAAAAAUAGUGAUAAUUUUCCAGGUCAAUCAUAGGGAUGUAAUAUAAUAUCAAGUAAUUAUUUAAAAUUUUCUUCAAAAAAUAUUAUUUUUUAUAAAUUUUAUACUAAGAAAUAAAAAUGAAAUAUAUUUAAAAUUUACGAAAAAAGAAAAUAAGGGUGCAGACGUUAGGAUGACAUUAGCGCCCGGUGAAUACAAAUCAAGUAGAAAUAGAGUUCAACCUAGCGAUUCUUACGUGAGCGAUUACAGAUGAUUUAAUUGAUCAAAUUAAGAUCUGUAAAAGCCGAAAAAAUCGUAAUUGAAUGAAGUAUAUCUUAGUAAUUUAAAUCACAUAAAUUAUCACUAAAUGAAAUAAAACUUAAGUUGAAAGUAGAAAAAUAGAGUUUCAACGUCUCGACGGUGAUGCGUUAACAAUGUAUUAGAAUUCUAAGUGUUCGGGAGGGUCGUUGACGUGACUCAGUCGUUGUAUAUUAAAUCACGCAAAUAUAAAAUUUAUAAAACUAGAAAAUACGAAUUUUCAGAUAUUUAGAAGUAUUUCUAAAUAAAUAUAUCAAUUAUAAUUCAAUAAAAAUUCCAAAAAUAGCGGUAAUUUUCCAAGUCGAUCACAGGGAUGUAAUAUAAUAUCUAGUAAUUAUUCAGAAUUUUUCUCAAUGAAUACGAUUUUCUAUGAAUUUUAUACUAGGAAAUAAAAAGGAAAUAUAUUUAAAAUUCACGAAAAAGGGAAAUAAGGGUGCGGGCGUCAAGAUGACGUCAGCACCCGGCGAACGCGAAUCAGGCAGAAACAGAGUUCCGCCUGGCGAUUCUUACGUAAGUGAUUUCAGACGAUUUAAUUAAUCAAAUUAAGAUCUGUAAAAGCCGGAAGAAUCGUAAUAGAACAAAGUAUAUUUUGGUAAAUUAAAAUCACAAAAACUAUCACUAAAUGAAGCGUAAAGUAAGUUGAAAGCAAGAAAACAAAGUUCUGGCGUCGCGACGGCGAUGCGUCGGCGAUGCACCGGAAUCCUGAGCGUUCGGGAGGAUUGUUAUGUAGUGUCCACAGCCUCGAAGGCUCUCCUUGGACAAAGACGACGUGGGCAAUCUCUAAAUCUUCUCGCGAAGUCUAGAGAUCAAUGAAAUGGGUUGCUGAGUCGUCUCCGGCGGCUGCCACCCGGCGGAGCAGAAAAAUGACGACUUUGCGGCUCUCCGGCGGCUGUCACCCGACGGAGAGGAGCUGGAUGGAGGUGGGGCGCGUGUCAGGGAGCUUCAUCCUCAGGUCCGCGCAGCAAGAGGAGGCUCUUCAUCACAUCUGGUACGCUCUCAGGAGGUGGCGACUCGUCUCCCGGCGGAUCGUCCUCUUCCCGACGACGGCUUGUUCGUCGAUCAAUCGGAGAUGAUUUACUCGAUGGAUUCGCGAUCCUUUUAUCGCGAAUCGUUCAGCAAUUUUAGUAGCAAUGCUCCGCGAAUCGCGUUGACGAGAUUUUCGCCAAUGAUCCAGCGAUUCUGGUUGCUUAAUCCUUCACCGGCGAUCUGCAGGAAAGUCGCGAUAAUCAGAUAAAAAUAUAUGAAUUUUGACUCUGGGAGGAUUCGAACCCGUGCCGGUUGUCCGCCCCUUCUAAGGAAGGUGUGACGCGGGUUUAGUCCCACAUCGGUUGUGCGCCGAUUUUUCAGGCGAAUAUAUAGUAAUGUUAGCUUUUUAAGCAAAGUCCCUUCUCUCGCGUGUACGACCACUCCUUGCCCCACAGCCGGCUGGCCACCGGUGACGUGGAAGGGGAGUGGCGCACACGUGCCCCUAUCGGUCCAACCUGCUCGAGCCCCUGCUCGCGGCUACUCCUCGACUGAGCUUCCGACCCGCUUGCAGGCCCGGCUGGCCGGCGGGUCUCCCCCAUUUUGCAAUAUUUUAUUUCUUUUUCUUCAUUUAUCUCAAAAGUAAGACUGUAAAAAUCAUAUAAAUUCGUAUAAAAUCACAUAAUUAUCCAAAAAAUCACAUUAAUCAACUGAAAACCACUUUUUACACUUUAACACAAAUAUAAGUCUAUUUAUCACGAGUUAAGGCUAAAACUAUAUUAUUUACUUAUUAUUAACUCAUGAUAAUGAAGAAUUAUCAAUCGUCAUGUAGUGUUCACAGCCUCGAAGGCUCUCCUUAAAUAAGGACGACAUGGGCAAUCUAUAGAUCUCCUUGCAAAGUCUAGAGAUCAAUGAAAUGGGUUGUCGAAUCGUUUCCGAUGGCUGUCACCCGGCAGAGCAUAAAAAUGACGACUUUGCAGCUCUCUAGCGGCUAUCUCCUGACGGAGAGGAGUUAGAUGGAGGUGGGGUGCAUGUUAAGGAACUUCAUCCUUAGGUCUGCACAACAAGGAGAGGCUCUUCAUCGCAUUUGGUACGCUCUCAAGAGGUGGCGACUCGUCUCCCAAUAGAUCAUCCUCUUCUUGACGACGGCUUGUUCAUCGAUCAAUCGGAGAUGUUUUACUCGAUAGAUUCGCGAUCCUUUUCUCACAAAUCGUUCAGUAAUUUUAGUAACAAUGCUGCGCAAAUCGCAUUGACGAGCUUUUCGCCGAUGAUCCAACGAUUCUAGUAGCUUAAUCGUUCACCGGCGAUCUGCAAGAAAGUCGCAAUAAUCAAAUAAAAAAUAUGAGUUUUGGCUCUAGGAGGAUUUUAACCCGUGCCGGUUGCCCACCCUUUCUAGGGAAGGUGUGAUGCAAGUUUAAUCUCACAUCGCUUGUGUCGCGAAGUUUUUGGCAAAUAUAUAGUAAUAUUACAUUUGGAAUCAAGUCACUUUCUCGCAUGUGUACGACCACUCCUUGCCUCAUAGUUGGCUACCCACUAGUGACGUGGAAAGGGAGUGGCGCACACGUGCUCCUAUCAGUCCUAGCUAUUUGA
Spirodela intermedia is the source of this 15010-nucleotide messenger RNA. Lineage: Eukaryota; Viridiplantae; Streptophyta; Magnoliopsida; Alismatales; Araceae. The record is from the annotation of a GenBank genome assembly.